AUGGAUUUAGAUUUUAUAUUAAAUGUGAUUUCUGAUGGCCCAACAAAAUCUUAUGCUUAUAGACGCUUACAAUACCUGGAAAGAAGAUAUUCAGCUGAAUUAACCAAAGUUAUUGCAAAUUUGAAGUCAAGUAAAUAUCAAAUGGCUGAAUAUCGAAUCAAAAUCGGAAUGGAGCAAACUUGCAAAAUGGUGGUAAACAACGAAAUAUUUUCGCCAAAUGUCAGAUGGUUGAUUCAAAUGCCUAGACUUUAUAGUGUCUAUAAAAAUACUAACACUGUUGAAAGUUUCGAAGAUUUACAAGAAAAAUCUCGAGCUACACAUAUUUUACAACGUGCAAUUGGAUUUAUCAGUGUGGAUGACGAAUCAAAAGCAGAAAAACUUAUUCACAAAAAAUAUCCUGCACCAGAAUAA
Messenger RNA from Entrophospora candida, 411 nucleotides. NCBI's taxonomy places the organism in Eukaryota, Fungi, Glomeromycota, Glomeromycetes, Entrophosporales, Entrophosporaceae. The record is from the annotation of a GenBank genome assembly.